Molecule: messenger RNA, 2809 nt
Organism: Thunnus maccoyii (southern bluefin tuna)
Lineage: Eukaryota; Metazoa; Chordata; Actinopteri; Scombriformes; Scombridae
Product: nuclear factor 7, ovary-like
Exons: 3
Coding region: 886-2277 (463 amino acids)
Molecular function (GO): protein binding; zinc ion binding
Source: RefSeq, a predicted model, not a curated record
UUUACCUUCAUUACAAAGCUGUGAUUUAAACUGAGAGAGGACAGUUACAGCAGGAAGCACUGAAGACCUGAAGUAGUGAAAUAGUUCAACUUCAACCUGCUGCUGACUGAAAAAACACGAGUCAAAGUGACUGAGAAACUUUCAAUAGCAGGAAACACAACUGACUUCCUCUUUUAACGUCUCGUCCGCUGUGUUUUACUUUUAAAUGAAACACACUCUGUUUUAGUCUGUACAGGCUGUAAAAGACGCUUUUUGUGUGUACUGUUGGGUACAGCCUUUAUAAUCUGAUGCUCUGUUCGUUGAGCAUGUUUGAUAGACAGUGUUUUACUGUUAUUGACUUUGUGAUGCAGAACGUUGCGAAGUCGUCGCUCGUUUUUCAGUUUGUCUGUUUGUUCUUUUUUUCUUCUUCUAACUUUUCAUAAGUCAGUUUUUCUGGGAAAAGAUGGCCCACCCAAAAUACAGUUUCUGCCUACAUCACUGCUAUGUGAACCUUAAGUUCCUGCACAAUAAAAGCUUGUUCUGUACUGUACAGAUAGAAUCAGAUAAAACCUGUUAGUCAUUAAUCUUUAGAGGAGUUGGUAGGUGUAUCUUUGAACUUUGGAAUGAAACACACUCUGUUUUACAUGUGAAGCAACAGCAUUUAUCAGAAGAGGUCUGACAAAGCUCCGCCCCUCAGCUGACUCAUCUGAGACAAAGCAGGAAACAGUUUAUUCUUCGUCUCUAAAGAGACACACAGACUGAAAAACAGACGAUCAGAUUCACCUUCAGACCAAACUAACAGCUUCCUCUGAGUGAGAACAGCUACAGGAGAGAAAAGUGAAAACUAGAACUCUGCUGCUUCAACCUGCUGACUCUCCACACACUGAAUCUUCACUCGGAGACAAAAUGUCUUCCAGAUCAGAGGAGGAUCUCUGCUGUCCGGUCUGUCAGGACGUCUUUAGAGAUCCUGUUGUUCUGUCAUGUAGCCACAGCUUCUGUAAAGACUGUCUGAAGAGCUGGUGGAGACAGAAACUAACACGUGAGUGUCCAGUUUGUAAGAGAAGAUCUUCAAAGGAAGAACCACCUUGUAACCUGGUGUUAAAGAACCUGUGUGAGUCCUUCUUACAGGACAGAGAUCAGAGAGCUUCAGAGGCUCUCUGCAGUCUGCACUCUGAGAAACUCAAACUCUUCUGUCUGGACCAUCAGCAGCCAGUGUGUCUCGUCUGCAGAGAUUCAGAAAAACACACCAACCACAUAAUCAGACCCGUCGAUGAAGCUGCACGACAACACAAGAAGGAACUUGAGGAAACUCUGGAGCCUUUAAAGAAGAAGUUAAAGGUUUGUGAAGAAGUUAAAGUGAAGUUUGAUCAAACAGCAGAACACAUUAAGGUCCAGGCCCGACACACAGAGAGGCAGAUUAAGGAGCAGUUUAAGAAGCUUCACCAGUUUCUAGAAGAGGAAGAGGAGGCCAGGAUGGCUGCUCUGAGGGAGGAAGAGGAGCAGAAGAGUCAGAUGAUGAAGGAGAAGAUGGAGGCUCUGAGCAGAGAGAUAGCAGCUCUUUCACACACAGUCAGAGCCACAGAGGAGGAGCUGAGAGCUGAAGACGUCUCAUUCCUGCACAACUACAAGGAUGCAGUGGAAAGAGUCCAGCGCUGCCCCCUGCUGGAUGAUCCACAGCUGCUCUCAGGAGCUCUGAUAGACCAGACCAAACACCUGGGCAACCUGACCUUCAACAUCUGGAACAACAUGAAGGAGAUGGUCUCCUACACUCCUGUCAUUCUGGAUCCAAACACUGCUCAUCCAGAACUCAUCCUGUCUGAUGAUCUGACCAGUGUGAGACGAGGAGAGAAACAGCAGCUUCCUGAUAAUCCAGAGAGGUUUAACUUCCGCUCUGUUCUGGGCUCUGAGGGCUUUAACUCAGGGACUCACAGCUGGGAUGUCGAGGUUGGAGACAAUACAGGCUGGUCACUGGGUGUGUUAUCAGAGUCUGUCCAGAGGAAGGAAAUCAUACUGUCUGGAUCAUGGAGAAUAGCGUUCUAUAAAGGUAAAUACGUAGCACGUUCACCAUCAGCUCAGCCCACUGAUCUCCCAGUGAAGAAGAAGUUCCAGAGGAUCAGAGUGAAUCUGGACUGGAACAGAGGAAAUCUGUCGUUCUCUGAUCCUGAUACUAACACACACAUACACACCUUCACACACACUUUCACUGACACACUGUUUCCAUACAUUUACACUUUGGAUAAACUCCCACUGAAGAUUUCCCCACUGAAGGUCUCUGUGACAGUGGAACAGAGCAGUUAGAGACGACGAUGAUGAUGAUGAUGAUGAUGAUGAUGAUGAUGAUGAUGAUGAUGAUGAUGAUGGUUCUUAUAAUUACUGUCAUUUAUUUCUUAAAGGGAAAAGUGGCUGAAUUUAACCUCUGAAGCUUCUGUCCUGCUGCUGUCUCAUUAUUCCAAAAUAUGUUCAUGUUGUUUUACUUGUUUUAUUUUCUGAUCUUUAUAGUUUGUGUCUUCAGCCUUAUUUUUAGUUUUUUAUUGAUACUGUAUCAUUUUCAAUAGUUGUUAAUGUUUUCUGAUGUCGAUGUGGAUCCAUGAAGACCAGCAGCCAAGAAUCAAUGACUGUAUGUUAAACUGUAUUUGAGAUUAAACUUUACAAACAUUAAAUCAGUUCAUGUUUAAUUACAUCACGAAAUGUUUUAAUAUUUAAAAUAUAUUGUUUAUAAGAAUCUGUAUGAAAUAAUCAAGAUAUUUAUAUAACUGUCCAUAAAAUAAUUCUGUCAGAGGAGUUUUAUUUAAGGUGGACGUGUGAGUUUUAAGGUGGACUUGUCAGUUUU